AAGGGUGCUGCUUGCUCUCGGUUUACCACCAGGUUACAGGAGAGCUUUAAAACCUCUUUCCAGUCUCUCAACUGCUUCCCUUUCGGGAGCCUUCAAGGUAAGCCUGUGCUUUCUCCCUUACAGCCUGGGAACCCCAACCCCAGGGGCAGCCAGCCCAUCAACCUGAACCACUACGCCACCAAGAAGAGCGUGGCCGAGAGCAUGCUGGACGUGGCCCUCUUCGUGUCCAACGCCACGCGGCUGAAAGCGGUGCUGGAGCAGGGGCCGUCCGCCCACUACUACACCACCCUCGUCACCCUCAUCAGCAUCUCUCUGCUCCUGCUCGUGGUCAUUGGCAUCCUGCUUGUGGUCAUCGCGCGGCUGAACCUCAAUGAAGUAGAAAAGCAAUGGCAGCUCAACCAGCUCAACAACGCCGCCACCACUCUGGUCUUCAUCACUGUCAUCAUCAACGUCUUCAUUACAGCCUUCGGGGCACAGAAGACAGGCUUCCUGGCCGCCAGGACCUCAAGGAAUCCCCUCUGAACACAGCCUGGGACCCAGGUCCUGGGUCUGGAACUGCUUCUGCCUUUCCUCCCUGAUCUGUUAGGCUGAUGGGCACUUUCCACAGCCUCUGGGAGAGCUUCAAAAAGGGCUGUGUAGAUGCCCUGGAUCCCUACCCACAGCAUCUGAAAUAAGAUGUACUAUUUUACUGGCCUAAGUGAAUCCCAUCUUGGUCUGGAGUCCUGAACUCAGACUGGGGUACUGCCAGUCUUUCUAGUAGCAUCUCCAGAAUCUAAGACAUGUCUAUCUAAGGUCAAGCCCGCCUAGCUUCAGGACUCUGGUUCUUACUCCACCUCAUUCCUUCCCCUCUGCCCCAUCCAUUUCCUCUGCUCCAGGCCUCAGUUUUCCCUUUCUGUAAAAUGGAAUGAC
This is a messenger RNA of Panthera uncia (snow leopard), 909 nucleotides long. RefSeq names its product ninjurin 2 (gene NINJ2). Bases 202 to 522 code for a protein of 106 amino acids. The transcript is spliced from 3 exons. Lineage: Eukaryota; Metazoa; Chordata; Mammalia; Carnivora; Felidae. Gene Ontology annotation, cellular component: membrane. Gene Ontology annotation, biological process: cell adhesion; tissue regeneration. The record is from RefSeq and is a predicted model, not a curated record.